Podarcis muralis (Common wall lizard) is the source of this 7177-nucleotide messenger RNA. RefSeq names its product androglobin (gene ADGB). The record is from RefSeq and is a predicted model, not a curated record. Gene Ontology annotation, biological process: proteolysis. NCBI's taxonomy places the organism in Eukaryota, Metazoa, Chordata, Lepidosauria, Squamata, Lacertidae. Gene Ontology annotation, molecular function: oxygen binding; heme binding; calcium-dependent cysteine-type endopeptidase activity.
UCCGUGCUUUUUAUUGUGCCGGAAGUACGGGAUGCGUGUCACUCUAUACCCGUUUCUAUCUCUGCGGCUGAGUCGGCGUCUCUUAGCAACGAAAUGGACGCCGACGCGGCCGACGCCUGAGGGAGGCGAGCUAUUGCGGCGGCGCUGAAGCUCGUCUAAGGGAGCCUGGCAUGUCGAAGUUAAGCAAAAAGAAGGAGCCGGUGAAGAGCAACAACGUUCUCCAGACGCCCUUCCCCGCUAAAGACCUUUGGGGUAUUACUGGAUCAGUCUCUAGUGUAAACCCUCAAGGUCCUUUGGGUGAGUCUAGGAAACCAAGAUUUCCGAUCUGGCCAGAAUGGAAUGAAGCAGAUAUCAAUAUAGAGAAGUGGGAUGCAGGAAAAGGUGCAAAGGAAAAAGAUAAAGCUGGAAGAAGUCCUAUUUUACAUGUCUUUGAAGAUCCAGAAGGAAAAAUUGAAUUGCCCCCUUCUUUAAAAGUGAGUUUCUGGAGAAGGCCACAAGAAUUCUUAGUCACUAAGGUGCCUGUGGUAGUGAAAAAUGAAACAUGGUUUGACCUUUUUUCAGCCAAUGAACAUAUAAUGGGCAGUGAGCUGAUAAGAUGGAUAAUAAGUGAAAUCUAUGCAGUCUGGAAAUUGUAUAAUACACCUGCUUUAAGUCCUGAUCCUAAAGCUAAUGCAAAUGAAGCACCUCAGCUUUUGUGGAAGCCAUGGGAACAUAUAUAUUCAUUAUGUAAAGCUAUCAAGGGACAUAUGCCAUUGUACAAUAGCUAUGGAAAAUAUGUGGUAAAGCUUUAUUGGAUGGGGAGCUGGCGAAAGAUCAUUGUGGAUGACAGCAUACCUUUCAAUGAAGACAAUGAUAUGCUGCUUCCAGUAACAACAUGUGAAAUUGAACUUUGGCCAUUGAUAUUAUCCAAAGCCAUAAUUAAACUAGCAAACAAUGACAUAAAUGAUGUAGGAAAAAGGGAGCUGGGGGAAUUCACAGUUCUACAUGCACUUACUGGAUGGAUACCAGAAAUUAUUCCUCUCCAAUCUGGAUAUUUGGAUAAAGUUUGGGAAUUCUUAAGAGAGACAUUGCCAGAAUUUAAGUUACCAGAAGAAUCCGUUCCUGAACUUAAGAUGUCACUUCAAGACACUAAAAAAGAUCUAAAAUCAUCUGACAUUAAAAAUGAUGCCGUACCUACUGUUAAGCCACCAGAGAAGGUAGAGAAACCUGAAAAAACUGCCAAAGAGAAGCAAGAUCAAAAAGAUGUUGGAAAGAAGAGAAGCAAAGAUGGUGAAAGGGAUAAAUUUAGGCCAGGGCCUCAUUCUGGACGCGUGUCUUCUGACUUUCAAAAUUCUCUCCAGCUGUUUCUUGAUGGUUCUGCAACACCACUGCAACCACAGAUGGUGGUAUAUGCUUGCUAUAUGCCUCUUUAUGUGUCUGAAAGAAAGAUAUUUGUCUUAGGGAAAAUGGCUGAUUCAUCUGAGCAGUUGCGGCAAUAUGGUCUUUCCCACAUAUACAGUCACCCUGCACUGCUAACCAGAACAAGGUCCGGUCCCCUGGUAGCCCCUCCCAAACCACCACCUAUUCCUCGUUGGAAACUUAUCCGCCAGAAAAAAGAAACAAUUGUGACUGAUGAACCCCAAGAACCUGUCAUUAAAAAGCCAGAACAAUUCAUUGAACUUGCUAGCCCGUUUCUGAGCUAUAGACUUUCUCCAAUACCAAUACCAAGAGACACCCAUUUCCCACCUUCUACAUUCAAAAAGGGAUCUCUUCCAGCAUCCAGUCUUCCUGCUGUCACUGAAAAUGAUGAAAGCAUAAUUGACUCUUCUGGAGAUUCAAAUUUAACAAGUACAGAAGAAAUUUCUCAGGAAUCUACUUUAGCUGCACCACAUACUAUGGAAGGAUCCACCAAAGGGGAAUCGACUGAAAAAAUAAGUAGUGAAGCAGCUCCAAUGCCAGAAUCAACAGAACCUGCUAAUAACCAGUUAGGAAAUAAAUCUCAGGAAGAGAUAGAAUCAGAAAAGAGCCCUAUCUCCAAGGAAAUAUGGAUGGACUAUGAAGAUUUCUGUGUUAGUUUUCAGAAUUUGUAUGUCUUCCACAAGCCAAAUACCUAUAGCUACACCUAUCAGAAGUCAGAUUUUAGAAUGGUGGACGAUCGUAUUGUAUAUUAUUUAUCUGUAGAUAGUUUGAAGCCUACUGAUAUCCUGGUUAGCUUUUCUGCAUUAGUACACUGGGGGGAAUCAGGAGCAAGUGCACAAAAAGAAGGCCAUGUUUUGCCCAAGGGAUUACUCAUGGUUGAAAAAUUCUCAUGGAAAAAUUUGGCGCCAGGACAAUUAAUCCUGAAGAUCCAUACAUAUGCCACUAAAGCUGCUGUGAUAAGUCUUCCUGCUGGGCGCCAUGUGUUACUCUUCACUGCGAACUCCCCUGUAGGGCACCAUAUCCAUCUUUGUAGCAUGGUCCCAUGUGUGUUUGGUGAAGAGGAUAUUGUCCUGCCAAAUCUUGAAAAGGAAAGCUAUCGGUUCAUAGAACAAGCCACCACUAUCAUGAAAGCCAUUGGAAAUGUGAUACUGAAUUUUGGAAAUGCAGAAAACCUUCCCGCAGCCAUAAAGACACUGGAAGCAACACAUUGUCCUCCUGGCCUCUGUGCUCCAGGAACAACUAGAGAACACUUUAAGGCUUUCAAUAAUGCUUUUUGGCAUUUGAUAAAACAGACAUUGGGGAAUGUUCCUCUCAACUAUAAAUUUGCUUACAGAUGUUUCACCUUGGAUUUUAAAGACAGUGAUGUGUCUGUUGAAGACACAGACUCUUCAGAGCUGACAGAUGUUUCUGCUUGGCAAAGCAAAGAUCCCACACCUGAAGAGGAGAAAGUUGCACUUAAACUGCAGGCUGCCUGGAAAGGGUCUUAUGUGCGGUUACUAAUGAAUGGCAGAAAACCAGGUACUAAGGAGAAUACUAAAGUCAAAGACACACUUCAAAAGUUGUGGGCUCUAAUAGAGCCAAAUUUUGAACAAUGUUCUUUGACAUUUUUGAGAGAUAUGUUCAAAAGUAAAUGUAAGUCACUUGAAAAAUACCGUUGUGCUGAAGAUGAGUGGACUAAGACAUCUUUUGCUGAUUAUACUGUAACAUAUGCGGACCAGCCAGCAAAUUUUUGGUUUGUGGUCUUCAGAGAGGUGUUUUAUGUUCCAGAAGAUAUGAUCAUAGCAGCAAAGUUUUAUUCUUCCAUACCUACAUGCGCAUUGCAUGUCGUAGACAAUGAUACAUUAGAAGAAAUGCCUCGGAUCUUUCUCAGGGUUGCACCCCAUCUUUAUACAAAGAAUAAGAGAGGAUAUACUUUUAUGGCUGAAGUUCAAACUGGUGAGUCACCAGUGUUGGCUGGGAAAUGGAGGCUUCGACUCAUAGGUUCCUACAGUCCCCUUCCAGUUCUUUCUCGUGAGACUAUAAACAAUGUAUAUUCCAUUAAAGAAGUUAAGGACUAUUAUGUACCAAAUGCUAAGAAUAUUAUAUUCAGGUAUGCAGUAAAAGUAACAACACCACUUAUGGCUACUGUGCAAGUACAGACCUCCAAGCCAGAUGUAAUCAUUAAAGUGCAAGUUCUGGACUCUGAGGAAGAAAUGGUGCACUCUGUUGGGAAGGGUCAUGCUGUUGUCCCUGCAUUUUAUUUCAUAUCUAAUGAGCGGCCUCUAAGUAGCAUGUCAACAUCAAGUAAAGGUGGAGUUGCCCAAAGCACUCCCAAAAAGGAACCUGAAGUAGUUGCAGUCUCUAAGAAAAAAGGUACUGUGGCAGCUCAGAAGAAUGUCAAGUCUGCAGCCAAGAUGUCACAGGAAGGCCCAACUUCAACAGAAGAAGAAACUAUUGUUACCCCUGUUCUUGAUGAAAAUUUAUUUCAGCAGCCUCACAAGUAUAUUAUACAAGCCUCCGUGUUGCAUAAUAGUUGGCCACUUACUGAGAACCAAUUGGUAUUUGUUCAGGCACUGAGAGAACUGGAAAAAAAUGAAAUCAAAGCACGUCCUACUGAAAAACAUGAAGAAAGUGUAAGUGUCCUAAGUCCAGACAUUCACAGCAACAUGGAAGGGCAAAAAUCUGCAGGCUCUUCCAAAGGAGGUCGAAAAGUGAAGGAGAAAACAACUGAGAAGGCAGAAAAAGCUGCUAAAGAAAAACCCGUAACUGUUGUUAGGCCCGAAUCACAGCAAUCUGAUCCUAACAAACCCUCCUGGAUCUUACGUCUAGUCGUUGAACAAAAUGAAAUAGAAGCACUGGAUUUGAGGAAAGACACUGAGAGAGCAGAUGAGAUCAAAGCUAUGAAGCAAGCAUGGGAGGCUGCGGAGCCAGGGAGAGCUGUUAAGGCUGUUCAGGAGCGCAUGCAGUUUAUUAAUAAAUGUGCGCGGAAAGGUUUUGUUGCGUCUGAGGCCGACAGUGUCAGCACUAGAGUGAGUCCAGGAGAAACAGGGACUGCUUCUCCCGUUUCUGAACUAGUGGUGUCCCCCGCUGGAGUAGUUGCUGAAACGCAGCGGAAGGAAUUCGCUUUAGACCUCUCUCCCUAUAUUAGAAAAACAUUACCUGAACCUGUCUUGAAAAAUGAAGCUAUUAUUCAAGAGCAAGAGAUGCGUAAGGCAGAAGAAAUAAAUCAUUUUAGACAAUUUCGAGAGAUGGUUGGAGAACACAGAGGGCAAGAACACACGGCUAGGAAUCGGUUGAAGCAAAAUGUACUUGAUAUGUAUGACAAUCUUCAGGCAUCCUUAGAUGAAGCACGAGGCAGGGUGCUCAGCGUCCGGGAAGCAUACAGAGCUAAGCUAUUAGAAGCUGAGCGCUUAAGAUUAGAAGCACUAGCAGCUGAAGAAGCCGCUCUUCGAGCAGAGCAAGAAAAGAAAACCCCAGAUGUGCAGAAGAAGAAAAAGGGAGGAGGAAAAGGAGGAAAAGGAGGGAAGAAAAAGUAAAUUUGCUUGAAAUAGAAGCUGGGUAAACCUCCUUACUGGUCAGAAAAGAGCACCAGUUUUUGCAGUAUUUUGGAAUGCAAUUCUAUCUUUUUUCCUAGUGUUAUUUUUGAAAUCCAUUUAUAAUCUUUAAAUGAUAUUGAUUUUAAAAUUGAUUUUAUAAUUGUAAUUGUAUGCCAUUACUUUGGCAUUAUAUUUUUAUGCUUUAAUUGCAAUAAAUGUUUGCAACAAAAUUACCAAUAUGCAUUUCAGUAUUGUCAGACAGUUUUUAGAAUAAACGAACAUCUAAACCAAGGAAGUCUUGUGGAAUGGAGUGGAGAGUUACCUUGGUACCAUCCUCAACUAUUCUGCUGGGUGAAGAGGUGGUGAUACAAGUAAAAAAAAUCCUGAAAAAGAAAUUUCUGUGCAAACUUGACCACGUGCCUGCUUCUGAUUGCCAUUUUGCUAUAUAUUUAUGGAUUUUAUGAAGUGCAAUAACAGCUCUAGAACCCCUUGUUGUAGAAGUAACUAUUGGGGGAGGGGGAAAGGAUAUAUGAAUCUAGACACACAAACUACAAAGUACAUAACACAGCAGAGGAACGCUAAAAUAUUCUUAGGAAUCUCAAUAUUAGUAUUUUGGGCUGUCUUUGUUCUUUACCUUUUCUAGUGAAGAGAGAGAGUUUGUGAAAGGUUAUGCCUAGCAUUACAAAAAAAUGACAAAAGAUAAGGAUGCCUCAUUCUCAUGUGUGAUAACUAAAGGAAUGUUUACAAAUUAUGCUCGGAACAUUGUUCAAUGAUAUAUUUUUAUCAACUUACUUUCAAUUCUCAAGGAGCUAGUUUCAUCACAUGACCUAUCAUUUUUCAUUCUUGUUUACUUCUUUAGCAACUGAGAGUAUUGUUCUGAGAUUAGCUUGAACAAAUGCUCUGCAAAAUCCUGACAUUUAAAUUAUAAGGAUGGCAAGAUAAAUAAUUUUGCUUGGUAGAAAUGCAGCAGACUAAUCUGUGAAUCCAAUUUCCUUUAAUGACACAGGUAUUAGAUCCCAGAACCUUUCUCACACUACCAGGCAUUGCUUAUUGGCAGUGUGUCCUAGCCCACAUAGGCGUGCGCUGACUAAUCUCAUCCUGUGGCAUUGCAUCUGCACUGGCCUUUGUUUUGUCCAGCUGGAAGAUGUUUCUCCCAUAAGCACCCUAGCUGGAUGAUGAAUAGAAAGAAAAGGAAGCAACAAAAUACUUUUUGUCCAGGAAAACACUCCAUUCUAUUACUCCAAGUAGGAAAAUUUGUUGCUUAGAAAUAAAUACUGGGAGAUUGGCAAUCAUAGGUGGUGAGUGUUUUGCAGGCUGGGAUGGUAAAUAACUUCUGAAAUUGGGUUGGCUCGGGAAAGAAGCUAAGGUAUUUCAAUUCUGUAAAGUAGUUUGACUACCGUAAUUUUCCAAGUCAGUCUGAUGUUGGCUGAUGGGAAAUCGCCCAUCACUACUCAGCACUCACUUUCCUGAAAAGUCUUUACUGAAAUUCACCUUAUAGCUCCUCUGCUACAUCCUCUCUGUCACCAGUGUAUUUCUCAAAGUUAAUACCUUAUUUGCCAUCCCUAUUUUCUCCAUCCGUCCUCUGUGAAUGGCCGCAUGUGAAAGCCAAGGAAGUCUUCCCCCAUGCACACAAUAGCAAUACCAUUUGCACAAGCACUGCAUAUUUGUCAAGCAUCUUUUUCAAGACUUUAGAGAAGUUCUGUGGCAACAAUAUUGAGGCUGGUGCAUUGCUUGCCUGUAAUCUCUCUUCUCUAAUCAGCAGUAACUGUUGUGUUUUAAGCUAAGGGCCAAAGUCCAGCUCUAAGGUUCAACAACAUUAUCAGCACAGAUAAUCUGAUUUUAAGCAGCUGCUUGUGAAUUGAGAAUUCUAGUACUCUCCUGGCCUUUGAUAGUUGUGUGUAGCAGUCCUGUAACUACACCAAGCCCCUAUUUUUUUACUCAUGUUCUACUGAUGGAGGCUGGGCCCCAUAGUACUUAUCAUUUUCUCCUUUUGAUUGCUUGCUUGCUUGCUUGCUUGUGGUGUUUCAAAGGAGGUCAGGGGUGAUUAACAUGGCUUCUCCCUCACUACCCUUCUAAUACAUCACGUUUGCAUUCUGAACCAACACUAUGGAAUCUUGGUACUUAAUAAAUAUUAACUAGUAGCAGUAGCAAGAGUGUUGUGAAACCCUUGCUUCCUGCAGCAUUACUGUGGUAUCUUGGUUCUCGAAUGGCUUGGCCCCCGAACAUAUCGGGUCCCGAACGCCGCAAACCCGGAAGUAAGUGUU